GAAUUCAGCAUCAAGCUUGCGCCUCACAGCCAUGGCUACAAUCCACAGAUCAGUUUUUGGUGUUUUGGUGCUGAUGACACCAGCACAGUCAACUCCAAGGCCACAAUUUUCAAGGACAUUGUGAGUGCUGCUAAAGAUGUCUGAUAGUGUCGAUAUUGAAGAGAAACCACCAGCCCCUCCCUUGAGAAUGAACAGUAGUUCCCGAGACUCUUCAUCACUGAAUCACGCCUCUAAACCACUUCCAAUGGCUCCAGAAGAGAAAAACAAGAAGGUCCGCCUGCGCUCCAUCUUCCCUGGGGGAGACAAGACAAACAAGAAGAAGGAGAAGGAACGUCCUGAGAUAUCCCUACCCUCAGACUUUGAACACACCAUUCAUGUUGGCUUUGAUGCUGUAACAGGAGAAUUCACAGGUAUACCAGAGCAGUGGGCACGGCUCCUACAGACCUCAAACAUCACAAAGCUGGAACAGAAGAAGAACCCACAAGCUGUGUUGGACGUCUUAAAGUUCUACGACUCCAAAGAGACCGUCAACAACCAGAAAUACAUGAGCUUCACCUCGGGAGACAAGUCGGCACAUGGGUACAUAGCAGCAAACACUCUGAACCGACUGCUGUCAUCUGGGCCUCCUGUCAGCCUUAGAACCUGCAGCGCAUUAUUUGACAAGGGUGCCAAAACAUCAUCAUCAGAGCCCCCAAUCGCUCCGCCUGUGUCAGAGGAGGAAGAUGAGGAGGAAGAGGAAGAGGAGGAGGAGGAGGAAGAUGAGGACGAUGACGAUGAACUGCCCCCGGUCAUUGCACCUCGGCCUGAGCACACCAAAUCUAUCUAUACACGCUCAGUCAUGGACCCGCCAAAGCCUCCCACUCCUGUAAAAGAGGUGGUGACUCCACCAGAGUCGCAGGUCCAGCCGGAGAACACAUCCAACACAAUGUAUCGCCACACUGACCGGCAGAGGAAGAAGUCCAAAAUGACAGAUGAGGAGAUUCUGGAGAGACUCAGGAGUAUUGUGAGCGUGGGGGAUCCCAAAAAGAAGUACACACGCUUCGAGAAAAUAGGACAAGGAGCAUCUGGCACUGUGUAUACAGCCAUCGACAUAGCAACUGGCCAAGAGGUGGCCAUAAAGCAGAUGAACCUGCAGCAGCAGCCCAAGAAAGAACUGAUCAUCAACGAGAUCUUGGUGAUGAGGGAAAACAAAAACUCAAAUAUAGUGAACUACCUGGACAGCUACUUGGUAGGAGAUGAGUUAUGGGUGGUGAUGGAGUAUUUAGCCGGUGGCUCAUUGACAGAUGUAGUGACUGAGACCUGCAUGGAUGAGGGCCAGAUUGCUGCAGUCUGCAGAGAGUGUCUUCAAGCUCUGGACUUCCUACACUCCAACCAGGUGAUCCAUAGAGAUAUAAAAAGUGACAACAUCCUCUUGGGUAUGGAUGGAUCUGUCAAGCUCACCGACUUUGGCUUCUGUGCCCAGAUCACUCCAGAGCAGAACAAGCGCAGCACAAUGGUGGGAACGCCCUACUGGAUGGCACCAGAAGUGGUGACUCGGAAGGCUUAUGGCCCAAAAGUGGACAUCUGGUCUCUGGGAAUCAUGGCGAUAGAAAUGGUGGAGGGAGAACCACCCUACCUGAAUGAGAAUCCACUCAGGGCACUGUACUUGAUAGCUACCAACGGGACUCCAGAGCUACAGAACCCAGAGAGACUGUCAUCUGUGUUCAGAGACUUCCUCAACCGCUGUCUGGAGAUGGAUGUGGACCGCAGAGGCUCUGCCAAGGAGCUGCUUCAGCAUUCCUUCCUCAAGCUGGCGAAGCCUCUAUCCAGCCUGACGCCUCUGAUUGUAGCUGCGAAGGAAGCCAUAAAGAACAGCAGUCGCUAGGGUGUACCCAAGACUAAAACCUUGCCUGUAUUGUGUGUUCAUGCUGGCAGGGGCUUGGGUAUGUUGGGUAUGUUGGGGGGGUGGGUGACAUUACAGUGACAGCACAAGUUGGGGGGGCUUAUGUGAC
Molecule: messenger RNA, 1991 nt
Organism: Scomber japonicus (chub mackerel)
Lineage: Eukaryota; Metazoa; Chordata; Actinopteri; Scombriformes; Scombridae
Product: serine/threonine-protein kinase PAK 3
Exons: 17
Coding region: 137-1864 (575 amino acids)
Biological process (GO): intracellular signal transduction; regulation of actin cytoskeleton organization; regulation of MAPK cascade
Cellular component (GO): cytoplasm
Molecular function (GO): protein serine/threonine kinase activity; ATP binding
Source: RefSeq, a predicted model, not a curated record